Molecule: messenger RNA, 855 nt
Organism: Penicillium argentinense
Lineage: Eukaryota; Fungi; Ascomycota; Eurotiomycetes; Eurotiales; Aspergillaceae
Product: carbon-nitrogen hydrolase family protein
Exons: 2
Coding region: 1-855 (284 amino acids)
Molecular function (GO): hydrolase activity, acting on carbon-nitrogen (but not peptide) bonds, in linear amides
Source: RefSeq, a predicted model, not a curated record
AUGGUUGUUCACAAGGUUGCUAUCAUUCAACUCUAUCCCAAGCCAAAUGAAAUAGAAAAUAACCAUCAAAGAGCGAUAUCGUUCAUCAAAGAUGCCGCCGCGAAAGGUGCACAUCUCGCCGUGCUUCCGGAAUAUCACCUUUCCGAUUUCUUUCCCAGCCACGACCCAGCAAUCAGACAACAAUGCGCACAGUGGAAGAAAUACCUAGACGCAUACUGUAGCCUCGCCAAGGAAUGCAACAUCUGCGUCGUACCUGGCUCCCUCGGCGAGCUCCAUGAAGACAACACACUCGUCAAUGCAGCCUACUUCAUCGACAACAUGGGUACCGUCCGAGGGAAAUACGAGAAGAAAAACCUCUGGCACCCCGAACGGCCUUUUGUGAAGGGCUCCAAAAACGACACUCGACAUCUAGCCUUCGACACGCCACUGGGAAAAGUCGGCAUGCUCAUCUGCUGGGACUUGGCAUUCCCGGAGGCCUUCCGAGAGCUGAUUAUCCAAGGCGCUAAAAUCAUUAUUGUUCCAGCUUUCUGGAAGUACAGCGAUGCCUCCGAGGCGGGGCUAAAGCGGAACCCCAGGUCUGAGGGCGAUUUUCUCGAUGCGGCUGUUGUUAGUCGUGCGUUUGAAAAUACCUGUGCUAUUGUUUUUUGCAAUGUUGCUGGUCCUGCGGGUGAGGGCUUUGCUGGCCUUUCUCAAGUCGCUAUGCCGUUUGUUGGGCAAAUGGAGAAGUUUGAAAAUAGUGAUGAGGGGGUCAAGUAUGCGGAUCUGGAUAUGGAUAUCCUUGAUGAGGCUGAGAGAGCUUAUAAAGUUCGUGAGGACAUUACUUCUCCAGACUGGCACUAUAGCUAUCGGCGGUGA